UUUCAGUCAGUGUUUUGCCUCCCAAGUAAUGUGCGAUUUCAAACGUGUGCCGCGGCUGUCCUGAAGAGAGCGGUGACAGCGGAGUUCUGCACGUGAAUAUGGCCCUUUUUGACAGGAUUCGGAAGGAAUGGUUCAUAAUCGGAAUUGUGCUUGUUAUCACCUUUGCCAAACUGGAACCUUCAGUUGGAGUGAAAGGAGGUCCCCUGAAGCCAGAAGUCACCAUCACAUAUAUUGCUGUAUCUGUUAUAUUCUUUAAUAGUGGAUUAUCGUUAAAAACAGAGGAGCUGACGAGCGCUCUGAUGCACGUGAGGCUCCACCUCUUCGUGCAGACAUUCACGCUUGCCUUCUUCCCGGUGGCGGUCUGGCUCAUCCUGAAGCUCCUGGCCUUGACCUCCAUUAACCAGUGGUUACUGAAAGGGUUGCAGACGGUCGGCUGCAUGCCCCCACCUGUGUCAUCAGCCGUCAUUUUGACCAAAGCGGUUGGAGGAAAUGAGGCUGCUGCCAUAUUUAAUUCUGCCUUUGGAAGCUUUCUGGACGGAAAGAACUACCUGUUCUUUACAGAGGACGGAGAGAACUACCUGUUCUUCACACAGGACAGAGAGAACUACCUGUUCUUCACACAGGACGGAGAGAACUACCUGUUCUUUACACAGGACGGAGAGAACUACCUGUUCUUUACACAGGACGGAGAGAACUACCUGUUCUUCGCACAGGACGGAGAGAACUAUCUGUUCUUCGCACAGGACGGAGAGAACUACCUGUUCUUUACACAGGACAGAGAGAACUACCUGUUCUUUACACAGGACGGAGAGAACUACCUGUUCUUUACACAGGACGGAGAGAACUACCUGUGGUUUUAUCAUUGGUCAUGUUCCACAGCGGCAGCCUGUACAGGAAGGGGGAGAGGGGCGUCCCAGGGCAGACAGCCUCGGAUAGAGGGGGAGCAGGGUGAGGACCCUGCCAGGGUCACCCCUGCGGCAGAGGUGGAGGUUUUCGGGAAGGGUGCAGCCCCUAGUGGGGCUCUUUACCGGGCAGCGGGGCCGGCGCGGGCGGCCGACUUCGCGGCUCCGGGCGUGGGGGGCGGGGUGAGGAGCGCCGCGCCGCACUCCGCCAUUCGACCCCGGCGCUGUAAUCAAAGCCACCUCGAGGGGAUAAUUGUGACUCCGCUGCUGCUGCUCAUGUUUUUGGGCUCCUCGUCCUCAGUGCCCUUCCGCUCCAUCUUCUCCCAGCUCUUCAUGACGGUGGUGGUUCCUCUCAUCGUCGGCCAGGUCUGCCGCCGCUUCAUUAAGGACUGGCUGGAGAGGAGGAAGCCUCCGUUCGGGGCCGUCAGCAGCUGCGUCCUGCUCAUGAUAAUCUACACCACCUUCUGCGACACCUUCUCCAACCCCGGCAUCGACCUGGACCGCCUCAGCCUGGUCCUGGUGGUGUUCAUCAUUUUCUCCAUCCAGCUGAGCUUCAUGCUGCUAACGUUUCUCUUCACCACAAGAAAGAAGUCAGGAUUCACGCCAGCAGAUACUGUGGCGAUUAUGUUCUGUUCUACACACAAAUCCCUCACUUUAGGCAUCCCCAUGCUGAAGAUCGUGUUCGAGGGCUAUGAGCACCUGUCCCUGAUCUCUGUGCCUCUGCUCAUCUACCACCCUGCACAGAUCCUGCUGGGCAGCAUCCUCGUGCCCACCAUCAAGUCCUGGAUGGUCACCAGACACAGGGCGGUGAAGCUAACCAACCUGCAGCCCAUCUGACCAGGCCAGCAAAAAAGUUUCUCGGGAAGGAGCUGAACCGAACUGACGGACCAAAACAGAGACACGAGACCAGGCCUCAGCUGCCCCCACACCACCCAGGCGGAAGGAUCCUGCCAAUAAAAGUGCCUUACCACAACCAUCCAUGACCC
Messenger RNA from Megalops cyprinoides (Indo-Pacific tarpon), 1888 nucleotides. It is a transcript of the gene slc10a7, whose product is annotated as solute carrier family 10 member 7. NCBI's taxonomy places the organism in Eukaryota, Metazoa, Chordata, Actinopteri, Elopiformes, Megalopidae. Bases 99 to 1739 code for a protein of 546 amino acids. The transcript has 15 exons. Gene Ontology annotation, cellular component: plasma membrane. The record is from RefSeq and is a predicted model, not a curated record.